Molecule: messenger RNA, 7372 nt
Organism: Piliocolobus tephrosceles (Ugandan red Colobus)
Lineage: Eukaryota; Metazoa; Chordata; Mammalia; Primates; Cercopithecidae
Gene: GATA2
Product: GATA binding protein 2
Exons: 6
Coding region: 4333-5775 (480 amino acids)
Biological process (GO): positive regulation of transcription by RNA polymerase II; negative regulation of transcription by RNA polymerase II; cell fate commitment
Cellular component (GO): nucleus
Molecular function (GO): RNA polymerase II cis-regulatory region sequence-specific DNA binding; DNA-binding transcription factor activity, RNA polymerase II-specific; zinc ion binding
Source: RefSeq, a predicted model, not a curated record
GCCCAGGCGUCUGGAGAGCGUUUCCCAGGCGGGUUGACAAAUUGCAGACAAAUUGUGUCUAACGAAACGGAUUUACCAGUUGUCAGGCCGCCGGCCCCUGCCGCUCCGAGUAAACCCUCCGAGUAAACCGUGGCUGUUCCUGGAGGAGGGAGAAGCACGGCCCGAUUGUCUCCGGGUCUCAGCAGGGUCCCGCGGGGAGCCUGCCAGGCUUGAAGGGUAGGGGUCAGAAGCCAGAAGCGAUAUCGAAUCUCGGAGGCGCCUGGGUCCAGGGUGCCGAGACACCUAGGACGUGGGGGCCACAGACUCUACGAUUCCCAAAGAGGCAGAACAGGAAUGGGGUGGGAGAGCCUGCACUGAGGCCGAGGGAGGGAGCCUUCUGCUUUGGGGGGCUGGAAUUGAACCCCAAAGAGCAGGAGGGGCCGUUAUAGCCGUAGUCCCUCCUUGGGCACACCCCCACCCCCCACCCCAGGGAUGGCUGCUGGCCUGAGAUCUAAUGCCUCGGCUUUAAGGGAACUUCUAAACCCAUCUGCUAAGGCAUCCCACUUCCUCCCCGUACCCCUCAAGGUUUAUUGCCAAUGUGGGACUGGGAGGCUGCUGGGUGGUGAAUUAAAUUUCUCUAUGGAAGGUAAUCCCAUAGCAAAUGGGUUUCCUUGACACCCCACCCCCAGCCCCACACUGCAGGCCAAUUAGCUGCCCAUAAGGAAAAGGUGAGAAGAAUUAGGUUACAAAGGGAGGGCAAACUUAUGGUCCCAAAGGGGCCACCUCGGAUGAGCUAAGUUUAAACAAAGGGCUCAGAGGGGAGGGCUGGACGGCCGGGGAGACCUGGGCAGCUCUGUGUCCCACCUGGGACCAGCGGCUUAGUAGAGGACUGAGAAGCACUCUAGAACCGGAUACCAGAUCUGCUACCUCCCCAGCUCCCAGGCAGAAGCACCCAGGUCAAAUUGUGGCGAUCACCGCUGUGAGUUCUCGGGCCACUUGAAAAGGGUCCUUCGAAAAUUCUGUUUCCUGAAUGACCUCCAGUCCUCGGAGAAAUCUUGUUCCCAAGUAAGGAAAGUGACAGCUUCUUAAUGUGAUCAAAGGCAGUGCCAGCAUUUCCAGCUAUGCUCCCGAACAAACAAAAUACUGAAAAAGGGAACGUGUUCCUCUGAAGGUGUUCUGGGGACCCCAAAGUUCGAGCCCAUAAACUGGAGUAAAUCUGCUCUCACCAGGCCUGGAACAGCACCGCAAGACCCCAGCCGAUUCUGGGGGCUGCGUUGACCCUCCCCAGGAGUUUGUUUGGGGCCCGAGGUGGGAGGACCAUGUCUUCGGCUUAGUGGGGAGGGGCCCGGUUGGUGUCCCUAGGUCUGCCUGACUCACACAGACAUUGACGAGCGCGGGUCCCCCUUUACUGUCCAUCUGGGCGCCGUGCUACCUGGCGCCGCAUUUCUCUUUCCCAGGCGGGUUCGUUUCCGCCAGAGAAUGCAGCAGUCCCGCAUCCUACGCAGGACCUGCAAUCGAUGUGGAGGCUUCGGUCAAGCCGUCCCCUGCCUGCGUUGUCGAGGAAGGCAAGCCCAAGGCCUGAAGGGACCUGGCAGAACUCCUCUUUCCAUUUUUUCCUCUACACCCGGAUUGCGGACAAGGAGGCUGGUUCAGGUCUCCUGAGGCUCCCGCUCAAGCACUCCUUAGCCGUCCUGCUAAGCCCCUCUGUGCGGCGAUUUUCUGAGCUGCCGAGCGGGGUAAUUAAAUCCCCUCCCUCGCUCCGCUCUGUGCCAAGGCAGGCGGCAGUGCAGGGCUGACGUUUGGGCAGGGGACUCAGCCACGCUGGCCACCUCCACUACCGCAGUGGCCCGGACCCUGCCGCGAAGGGGUUAGACGCUGAGCUCGCUGCGCUGAAACCGGGGAUACACACAGAACGGGGGAGGGGGUAGUUUUUACCGCGCCAGUGGGAGAAAAAGGAGAAUUACCUGCUUUCUCCAGUGCCGCGCGUAGCCACUUCCCUGAGAGCCGCGGCACCGAUCGCGGCCGGGCGGGAAGCUUCCGCUCCGCCCUGGCGUUCACAGCCCAGCGGCCAGCUGCCGGUCUGCCUUCCGCGCUGGGUCCCAGGGUUCGCGCUCGAGCAGGGUAGCUUUGCCGGACACGGGCGAUUAUCCCUGGGGACGCGGUGUCUUUCAGAGGGUCUUGCUAGUCUCCGGAGACGCCAAAUAGGCUCGAACUCCGCGGCGAUCUCAUUUUACGCAUUGAUGAAGAAUCGUAAGCUAAAGGAUGGGAAAAGUUGAGAGACAGACGGACAGAGAGACAGUGGGUCCCGGCGGGACCGCACGCGUUGAGGGGAGCACGAACUGGGAGACACGGAGACCGCUCACCUGCUCGGCCUGGCCGCGGAGGUCGGGCGCCAAGGGCCUCGCGCUCGGCCUCCCGCCCCCGGCGCGCCUUCCCGGGCUGGCGCCGGCCUCCGCUCCCGCAGAGUGGAGUUCCGAGCAGACUGGGCUCCGCGCGCUCCAGAGUGGAGGGGAGCGGGAGGCUCAGCAGACGGCUCGGGCAGGCGGGUCCCCCAAGGGCACGAGACGCGCUGGUUCCCAGCCCAAUGGAGCUCUGCGCCCCCCAGCCCCGCGCUUUACCUGCGCUGGGGCCUUGGACAGACAAACGGACGCCAGACGCCUAGGCAGGAGAGGCCUCAGCCUGAGCCCGCGCCCCCUUGGCGCUGCCCUGAGCUGGCCUGGGAGGGGGUGACGGGGGCGCGCCCGCGGAGCUGGGCCCAGCCGGGCGCCCCCGGAGCUGAGGGGACCGAGGGCUUUCCUCCCUCCUCGGAUUAUUAAAAAGUUCAUUUCCUGGCGAAUCGGGUGACGUCAGGGGCUCGGCGUCGCGGUGGCGGGGCCGCCCGGCCGGAGAAGCCGCCUCCAGUUACCCAAUUACCGACUGUCAAUCCCGCCGCCCCUCCCCCACUCUCCCGGGGGUGGCCGGGACCCCAGCCCUCCUCCUGCCCCCGACCCACCCAGGGGCUCUCUGCACAUCUACCCCGCCAGCCUCGGGACCAACAGGGAAGAGGGCUGGAGGACGCUGUUGAGUCCCCCCAGUACUCGGCACCUGUCUAGGCCCCCCCAAAUGCCUUUGUCCUGGAACCCCUCCUCGGUCCGAGGCCGCCUUCGAGCCUUCGUCUCCCCAGUCUGUACAAUGGGAGGGAGCAAGACUUGUGCGCCCGGCCCACUCGACUCAUAGAGCCGAUCUCCGGGCUGGAAGUGAGUGGGGAGCAGUUUCAGGUGACUUAGAAGACUGAGACCUCAGACCACCGCUUCCCCCUCACCAGAGGCCACCUCGGGGACCCCUGGAGCAAGAAAUGCCACCUCCUGCCCGGGGGCGUCUCCCUCCAGCUGGCGCCGGCGCCAGUCCGGGUCUCCAUGGCCUCGCCCCAGGCAAUUGGGCCCGUUGGCCUGCAAAGGCCACGCCCGGGGAGGGGAUGCCCCCUCCCCCUCUCUGGAGCCACCGGCCCGGCCACCUCCACUGGGUCAAGCACAGCCCUGAGCCGCCGCGUGUCCGAGGCCCAGGUGCCCUCUAGAGCCCUGUAGUUCCUGCCCCUCUCUGCCCCUCCCGGCUCCUGCUGUUCCACCGCUGUACUCCAUGCCCUCCCAACCCCCCGUCCACUCAGCGCCCGAGCUAGGGGAGGGAACCGUCUGGGUAGGUAACUGCGCUCGGACUGACCACGUUCAGCAGUGAAGGAGCGUGGCGGGGUUAGGGUCUCGGGGAGAGGCCAUCCGGAGGGUACGCGGCCCGGGCUCCUGGGGAGGGGGCAGUUGGUUAGUUACAGCUAGUUACGCCCAGAGCGUCGAGGGAUCCCGGAGUGUUCGCAAGAGGGGCUGCAGGGAUCGGGCCUUGGGGUGAGGGUCCCUUAGUUGUGGGGCGCGUUGGCAGCAGGGGCCUCCAGGAGUGCGCAGGGAGGGGACCCGCCGGCGGAGGGGGGCUGGCCGGCGGGUCAGUCCGGGAGUCCAGCGGUUCGGGAAUUGCGGACGCAGCCAAUGGGAGGCGGAGGCUGGGAGGCGCGCGGCGCUGAUUGGCUGGCGUGGGCUUCUUAGGCGUGCGCGGCCCCCGCUUCAUGUCUGUGCAGGAGUAGGCAGCUGGCGCCAGGGCGGCCGGAGGAUGCCGAGGGGCCGGAGCCGGGAGGGCCCGAGGCCGAGGCGCAAGCUACCCCCUGCUCCUACCCUGUAAGCCCCGCCAGCCUCUGGACGUGCUGUCCCUGGGCCCGUCGCCCCCGGGGCUCCCGCCGGAGCUCCUUCACUCUGAGGCCGAGUCCCUACCCUCCCCACGGCUGCGUGUGGCCGUUGCUGCCUCCACCCAGACCCCGAGCCGCCGCCGCCGGCCAUGGAGGUGGCGCCGGAGCAGCCGCGCUGGAUGGCGCACCCGGCCGUGUUGAAUGCGCAGCACCCCGACUCGCACCACCCGGGCCUGGCGCACAACUACAUGGAACCCGCGCAGCUGCUGCCUCCAGACGAGGUGGACGUCUUCUUCAAUCACCUGGACUCGCAGGGCAACCCCUACUACGCCAACCCGGCUCACGCGCGGGCGCGCGUCUCCUACAGCCCCGCGCACGCCCGCCUGACUGGAGGCCAGAUGUGCCGCCCACACUUGUUGCACAGCCCGGGUUUGCCCUGGCUGGACGGGGGCAAAGCAGCCCUGUCUGCUGCUGCGGCCCACCACCACAACCCCUGGACCGUGAGCCCCUUCUCCAAGACGCCACUGCACCCCUCAGCUGCUGGAGGCCCUGGAGGCCCACUCUCUGUGUACCCAGGGGCUGGGGGUGGGAGCGGGGGAGGCAGCGGGAGCUCAGUGGCUUCCCUCACCCCCACAGCAGCCCACUCUGGCUCCCACCUUUUCGGCUUCCCACCCACGCCACCGAAAGAAGUGUCUCCUGACCCCAGCACCACGGGGGCUGCUUCUCCAGGCUCAUCUUCCGCGGGGGGUAGCGCAGCCCGAGGAGAGGACAAGGACGGCGUCAAGUACCAGGUGUCACUGACGGAGAGCAUGAAGAUGGAAAGUGGCAGUCCUCUGCGCCCAGGCCUAGCCACUAUGGGCACCCAGCCUGCUACACACCACCCCAUCCCCACUUACCCCUCGUAUGUGCCGGCGGCGGCCCACGACUACAGCAGCGGACUCUUCCACCCCGGGGGCUUCCUCGGGGGACCGGCCUCCAGCUUCACCCCUAAGCAGCGCAGCAAGGCGCGUUCCUGUUCAGAAGGCCGGGAGUGCGUCAACUGCGGGGCCACAGCCACUCCUCUCUGGCGGCGGGACGGCACCGGCCACUACCUGUGCAAUGCCUGUGGCCUCUACCACAAAAUGAACGGGCAGAACCGGCCACUCAUCAAGCCCAAGCGAAGACUGUCGGCAGCCAGAAGAGCCGGCACCUGUUGUGCAAAUUGUCAGACGACAACCACCACCUUAUGGCGCCGAAACGCCAAUGGGGACCCUGUCUGCAACGCCUGUGGCCUCUACUACAAGCUGCACAAUGUUAACAGGCCACUGACCAUGAAGAAGGAAGGGAUCCAGACUCGGAACCGGAAGAUGUCCAACAAGUCCAAGAAGAGCAAGAAAGGGGCGGAGUGCUUUGAGGAGCUGUCAAAGUGCAUGCAGGAGAAGUCAUCCCCCUUCAGUGCAGCUGCCCUGGCUGGACACAUGGCACCUGUGGGCCACCUCCCGCCCUUCAGCCACUCCGGACACAUCCUGCCCACUCCGACGCCCAUACACCCCUCCUCGAGCCUCUCCUUCGGCCACCCCCACCCAUCCAGCAUGGUGACCGCUAUGGGCUAGAGAACAGAUGGACGUCGAGGACUGGGCACUCCCAGGAUGGGUGGACCAAACCCUUAGCUGCCCAGCAUUUCCCGAAGACCGACACCACUCCUGCCAGCCUGGCUCGGUCCAGCACCCCUUCUCCUGGAGGGCGCCCAGCAGCCUGCCAGCAGUUACUGUGAAUGUUCCCCACCGCUGAGAGACUGCCUCCGCACCCGGCCGCUGCCCAGGUGGGGUUUCCUGCAUGGACAGUUGUUUGGAGAACAAGGACAACUUUAUGGAGAGAAAAGGAGGGAACGGGACAGACGAAGGCAACCAUUUUUAGAAGGAAAAAGGAUUAGGCAAAAAUAAUUUAUUUUGCUCUUGUUUCUAACAAGGACUUGGAGACUUGGUGGUCUGAGCUGUCCCAAGUCCUCUGGUUCUUCCUCGGGACUUGGCGGGUCCACUUGCCAGGGCUCUAGGGGGCAGAUUUGUGGGGACCUCAGCCUGUACCCUCUUCUUCUCUGGCUUCCCUCUCUGAAACAGCCGAACUCCAGGCUGGGCUGAGCCAAAGCCAGAAGGGCCACGGCCCCGGGAGGGUGAGCUGGUGCCUGCUUUGACGGGCCAGGCCCUGGAGGGCAGAGACAAUCACGGGCGGUCCUGCACAGAUUCCCAGGCCAGGGCUGGGUCACAGGAAGGAAACAACAUUUUCUUGAAAGGGGAAACGUCUCCCAGAUCGCUCCCUUGGCUUUGAGGCCGAAGCUGGUGUAACUGUGUCCCCUUAGCGCAAGCCACAGCCUGUCUUGUUUGUCAGGUGGACCCUGUAAAUACAACCUUUUUCUGCUAACCCUUCAACCCCCUCCCCUCCUACUCUGAGACAAAAGAAAAAAUAUUAAAAAAAAUGCAUAAGCUUAACUCACCGAUGAGUUAAUUGUUUUAUUUUUAAACUCUUUUUGGGUCCAGUCGAUUGUACAUAGCCACAGAAGCCCUGCUACGAAAGGAGUAAACCCUACACACAAGGUUGGAGCUUUGCAAUUGUUUUUGGAAAAGAGCUGGGAUCCCACAGCCCUAGUAUGAAAGCUGGGAAUGGGGAGGGGCCUUUACUGCCCUUGGUUUCCGAGGGCUGGUUGGUAUUUGCUGGCCUGGCAGGGGGUGAAGGCAGGAGUCGGGGGCAGGUCAGGACCAGGACCCAGGGAGAGGCUGUGUCCCUGCUGGGGUCCCAGGUCCAGCUUUGCUGUGGCUGUCUGGAUCCUUCCCAAGGUACAGCUGUAUAUAAAUGUGUCCUGAGCUUAGAUUCUGUAUGCGGUGAUGGCGGGGUGUGAUGGCCUGCGAGGGGCCCCUGGCCCAGGAGGAGGAUUGUGCUGAUGUAGUGACCAAGUGCAAUAUGGAUGGGCAGUCGCUGCGGGGAGCACCAAGGCCAGAAGUAACUUAUUUUGUACUAGUGUCCGCAUAAGAAAAAGAAUCGGCAGUAUUUUCUGUUUUUAUGUUUUAUUUGGCUUGUUUUAUUUUGGAUUAGUGAACUAAGUUAUUGUUAAUUAUGUACAACAUUUAUAUAUUGUCUGUAAAAAAUGUAUGCUAUCCUCUUAUUCCUUUAAAGCGAGUACUGUUAAGAAUAAUAAAAUACUUUUUGUGAAUGCCC